Molecule: messenger RNA, 1660 nt
Organism: Schistosoma intercalatum
Lineage: Eukaryota; Metazoa; Platyhelminthes; Trematoda; Strigeidida; Schistosomatidae
Source: the annotation of a GenBank genome assembly
CUAUCUUUAGAUUCUGAAGGUUAACCUACCGGUUCAAAGUGGUUCGUGAUGAUCGGGAGGUUGUGUGUGUUUUCUCGGCUAGCUUGUCGGAGAGCUGUUUAUAUAUUCCGAGAGUUUUGUGCUGAGGCAGAACUCUUGGUAGAAGAUGGGAAUAAAUCAAGAAGUUGUAAACCCAUACGCCCUUUAUAUUUUGAUUUUCAAGCGUCUACACAACUGGAUCCUCGCGUCUUAGAUGCUAUGUUGCCGUUUUAUAUUAGUCAUUUUGGUAACCCUCAUUCACGCACACAUGAGUAUGGUUGGUAUUGUGAAGAAGCCGUUGAGAAAGCUAGAGAGAACGUAGCCAAUCAGAUAGGUGCUGACCAUAAGGAGAUCAUUUUCACCAGUGGUGCGACAGAAAGUAACAACCUAGCUGUAAAAGGUGUUGCCAAGUUUUACCACCCAAAGAAGAAGCAUAUUAUAACUACACAAAUCGAGCAUAAAUGUGUCUUGGAUUCCUGUAGAGUUUUGGAAAACAACGGGUUUGAUGUUACGUAUUUACCUGUUCAGAAAAACGGAAUUCUAGAUUUGGAGGUUCUGGAACGGUCUAUUAAGCCCGAAACGAGUUUAGUCUCUGUCAUAGCUGUUAAUAAUGAGAUAGGUGUCCUUCAGCCCAUCGAAGAAAUCGGAAGACUAUGUCGAAGUAAAGGGGUUUUCUUCCAUACUGAUGCUGCACAAGCUUUCGGAAAAGUACCAAUUGACGUCAAUGCUAUGAAUAUUGAUCUCAUGUCCAUUAGUGGUCACAAGAUAUAUGGUCCUCAGGGGAUUGGUGCUCUCUACGUACGUCGUCGACCCAGGGUUCGAUUAGAAGCUCAGCAAAAUGGAGGUGGACAGGAACGUGGGUUAAGAUCUGGUACUCUUCCUACGGCCUUAGUUGUUGGCUUAGGUGAAGCAAGCCGUUUGGCCAGCGAGGAAAUGAAAGAUGAUUAUGAACAUGUUUCCAUGUUAAGUAAACGUUUAAUCGAUGGUAUCACUUCCAAAAUUCAACAUGUUACCCUCAAUGGUGAUCCAAUUCAACGUUAUCCAGGCUGUGUAAACUUUAGUUUUGCUUGCGUAGAGGGUGAAAGCUUACUCAUGGCUUUAAAGAAUGUCGCUCUAUCAUCCGGCAGUGCAUGUACAUCCGCUUCACUAGAGCCAUCUUAUGUUUUAAGAGCAAUAGGGACUGAAGAGGAUUUAGCACAUUCUAGCAUUCGAUUUGGUAUCGGACGAUUCACCACUGAAGAGGAAGUUGAUUUUACAGUCGCUGAACUAAGUAAACAUGUUCAGCGGCUCCGUGAAAUGAGUCCUUUAUGGGAAAUGGUAUCAGAGGGAAUCGACAUAAAGUCGAUACAAUGGACACAACAUUGAUCAUUUGUUUCAGUAUACUGGAAGUUUCAUUGUAGUUUUGUUCUUCAUCUUUAACACUAAAACUUUCUAUAUUAAAAUUCUAACAAACAUUUAACAGUUGGAUCAUGAAACUUCAAGAGUUAUUUUUCUGUUUCUUUGAAUAUUUCAAAAUAAGUGAUAUUUUUUUCACAAUUUCACAUUGUAAAUCAAUUCUUAUUUUAGUUAAUUUCAAAGUAAUAUAUAUUUUAGUGUUGAAAGUAUUUGAAUAGUUUAAUAAAAAGCCGAAAAUUAUCAAAAC